This is a messenger RNA of Varanus komodoensis (Komodo dragon), 1857 nucleotides long. RefSeq names its product 2-oxoglutarate and iron dependent oxygenase domain containing 2 (gene OGFOD2). Lineage: Eukaryota; Metazoa; Chordata; Lepidosauria; Squamata; Varanidae. Gene Ontology annotation, molecular function: L-ascorbic acid binding; oxidoreductase activity, acting on paired donors, with incorporation or reduction of molecular oxygen; iron ion binding. The coding region runs from base 14 to 1072 and encodes 352 amino acids. The record is from RefSeq and is a predicted model, not a curated record. The transcript has 7 exons.
GGAGCGGGGAGGCAUGGGGCCGGGCGGGGGUCGCUUUCGGGCCUGCGCUUGCUUUUUCACUGACAACCUCUUCGUGCCGCGCUACAGUCUCCACGUCCGUUACGCGGGGGAUCCGGAGCAGCUGCGGAGGGAUUACGGGCCGGCAUUAAGACAACGUGGCUGUAGAAGCGAGGAAGAAUUCAAAGCAGUAAUUGAAGAGCUUGAACAAGAAGUGCAGAGGAGGAAGGAACUGGGCUUCCGGUCAAGAGAAAGAAAAAGAAUUAUCUCCCAGAGCUACAGACCACGGCAUCCACAGCUGUAUACUUUACAGGAAUCCUUCCUGGCACCAGAAUUUCUAGAAACAGUCAAAUACUGCACAUCCCAAGAUGCUACGCUCCAAGGGGUCCUGUGCCGUGUGGAAGCCAUAUCAGCAGAGAAAAGAAUCUAUCGCUUACCACUGUUCACCAAGGAAUUCUGCCAGGCUUUCAUUGAGGAGCUCGAGAAUUUUGAGCAGUCUGAGAUGCCCAAGGGGAGACCCAACUCUAUGAAUAACUAUGGGGUUCUCUUAAAUGAACUUGGGAUGGAUGAAACUGUCAUCACACCUCUGCGGGAGAAAUACUUGCAGCCCCUCACAGCGCUGCUUUACCCAGAUUGUGGGGGAAGCUGUUUGGACAGCCACAAAGCCUUCGUUGUGAAGUAUAACCUGCACGAAGAUCUCGAUUUGAGCUCCCACUAUGACAAUGCAGAAGUGACACUUAAUGUCUCCUUGGGCAAAGACUUCAGUGAAGGCAACCUCUACUUUGCCGAAUUCAAGCAGGAUGCCAACCCUGUGCCAAAAUACAUCGAAGUCGAACACGUGCCUUUCCACGGAUUGUUGCACAGGGGAGGGCAGAUGCAUGGAGCACUGCCCAUCGCCUCCGGGGAGCGCUGGAACCUGAUUGUCUGGAUGCGGGCAUCCAGUAUUCGGAACCAGCUCUGUCCCAUGUGCAACAGGGAGCCUGAAUUGGUGGACGCCGAGGGAUUUGGAGACGGGUUCACCAGGAGUCCUGAAGACGAACAGACCAAGACUGUGGACGUGUGCUCUGUAACAUAGGGCAAUGCCUCUCUACUUCAAUAAAGAUGUUAGUGGCAGGAGGGAAAGAUGGUAGCUAUAAGGAGCUUACAUGGGCCAAGCAAAGAGUGUGGUGUGUUUUAAUUAACCAGCUGCUUGGGCGCCAGCUUAGGAGAAAAGGGGGCUAGCGGACAAUGUAGCAGGGCGAAGCUGCUGUUUGGGACUGGAGGCUCUGUUGGUGGCCAAAAGGGAGAUGCGGGGGGGGGGGGGGGGGGGCUCCAGUUGCUGAUGCUUUAGAACACAUAUUGGAACAAGCAAGUUUCCUCUUCCAAAUGUGAAUCAAGCUGACAGCUCAUCUCUUUCUUACCUCCAAACUUCAAUGCCACCAUCCUUUUGUUUAUGUUUCUCCCCAGCUACCCACCUUGCCUUACUCAGUUUCAUGUGAGCUUCCACUCCUUUGGCCAGUUUCCUCGUGUCUUCAACCAACAUGGAAUUCAACUGUGGAACUGAAUGCAGCUACAGGCACCAGUUGGGAUGGCUUUAAAAAGGGGAUCAAACCAAUGAAUGGAGGAGGAAGUUAUCAGAGGCUACUGCUCCUGAUGGUUCUAUGUUUAUGUGCAAUAUCAAAGGCAGCACAUCUGUGUAUAUACAGCAGUCACUGGGGAAAAUGGGCAAGAGGAUGGACCCUUGACUGAUCCAGCAGGGUGCUUCUUACAUGUUUGUUAUGUCUGUGUGAGCCUCUGUAGCUUAAAUUCAGCCUUGACCAUUAAUCUGCAUGUGCUUAUUAAUUAAAAGUAGUAAUCCGUUAAAAGGAGAACCAAUUCCAA